Molecule: messenger RNA, 3158 nt
Organism: Acinonyx jubatus (cheetah)
Lineage: Eukaryota; Metazoa; Chordata; Mammalia; Carnivora; Felidae
Gene: KCNMB3
Product: potassium calcium-activated channel subfamily M regulatory beta subunit 3
Exons: 4
Coding region: 577-1509 (310 amino acids)
Biological process (GO): detection of calcium ion; potassium ion transport
Cellular component (GO): voltage-gated potassium channel complex; membrane
Molecular function (GO): calcium-activated potassium channel activity; potassium channel regulator activity
Source: RefSeq, a predicted model, not a curated record
UUGGGAAAUCACAUAUGGUAUAAAAAUGAAUUCUCUUAAUUGGAACAUGCAAUUAACCGGAAAAAUCCACUCUCUACGCUUGCACUCUAACAGAUAAUUUGUGAAAAAGGAAACGUAGUCAGAGCAAAACAUUUCCUCUUUUUAUAAACCUGGAACUGAGUAUGUCCCUCACCAAUUACAUAGGGUCCCUGGGGCCUCAACUUUCCACAAGUGGUUAGGUCUCUAUGGCAAUGCAGCUGGCUGCUGGAGCGGAACCCAGGUGACAAAGCGGAACAUAGGUGACAAAGCGGAACAUAGGUGACAAAGCGGAACACAGGUGACUAGGCAGAGGCAGGCGCUGGGUGACCAUGGGGAGAAGGUCUGGAUGCAGAAGGUCAUUAACGGUCUUCUUGAGCGUCUAGGAUUGAUACUCUGCUUUUUGAGAAAAUGCAGACCUCCCCCCCACCCCCUCACCCGCCCCUGCCCCAGGCUGCCUCGACUUCCCACGUCUUCUGGAAAGCGGGCGCUGUGCACCGCUGCUCCUGAUGGCUGCCUGCGCUGGGACUGGCGUCUCCCUCUGGGACCCCACUUCCGUUGAUGCCUAAGCUUCGCCCUUCUUGUGCCCUCAGAGGCUUGACUCAGGUGAAAGGAGUCCAUUUUGGCCAAGCCCCCGGUCUCAUGCAGCCGUUCAGCAUCCCCGUUCAGAUUACACUCCAGGGUGGCCGGAGGCGCCAGGGGAGGACAGCCUUUUCUGCCUCAGGCAGAAAUAGAAAUAUAGACCAUGAUGAUGGAGACUUACCAGAUGUGCACAAGAAGCUGCCAUCCAGUGCUGGAGAGGACCGAGCCUUGCUGCUGGGCUUUGCAAUGAUGGGCUUCUCAGUCCUCAUGUUCUUCUUGUUUGGAAUUACCAUCCUAAAGCCUUUCAUGCUCAGCAUUCAGAGAGAAGAGUCGAACUGUACUACCAUCCACACUCAUAUCACGGACGACUGGAUGGACUGCGCUUUCCCCUGUGGUGUAGGCUGCCGAGGCCGGGGCGAGUACCCAUGUCUUCAGGUGUUUGUGAACGUCACCCAUUCAGGUCAGAAAGCUCUCCUACAUUAUAAUGAAGAGGCUGUCCAGAUAAAUUCCAAGUGCUUUUACAUACCCAAGUGCCACCGAGAUAGGAAUGAUUUGCUCAACAGUGUGCUGGACAUAAAGGAAUUCUUUGAUCACAAAAACGGGACUCCCUUUUCAUGCUUCUACAGUCCAGACAGCCAAUCUGAAGAUGUCAUUCUCAUAAAAAAGUACGACCAGAUGGUUACCUUUCACUGUUUAUUUUGGCCUUCACUGACUCUGCUAGGGGGUGCCCUGAUUGUUGGCAUGGUGAGAUUAACACAGUACCUGUCCCUGCUGUGUGAAAAAUACAGCGCUGCACUCAGAGAUGAGAUAGGUGGCAAAGUACCUUAUAUGGAACAGCAUCGAUUCAAACUGUGGAGUGUGGGGAGGGACAAAGAAAGGGGCAGAAAGAUCUUAAGACAGUGGCCAGAUUAAAGUCCUGGCAUUCAGAUACCUGCAAUUUUUUCACCUGUGGAUCUAAUGACACCUGCUCGCAAACUAACCACGUAGAGGCAAUUCAAACUAAGUACAUUUCUUUUGGGAAACAUUUUAAAAAAGCCUCACUAUGUAUUCCAUUUAUUCUAUGAAUACAUACAAACUCACCAUCUUUUUUCUACCCCACAUUUCUUUCCACAUGAGCCAAGGAAGUGCUUUUUGUCUCCACAUGGCGAAAUGAGCUCACAGUAGCUGUGCUUUAUCUAAUUUCAGCUCUAGCCGAACUUGUCCGCGUGGAAGUAAAUGAUGGAGGGUAUCUAACCUAUUGAGUACUGAACAGCCAGCCUAGGUCUAUGCAACACAGUUUACAUCAAAACAUUUCCCAAAAAAGUGCUUAGUGAAGAACAGGUCAUUCACUGUUAGGAAGAUAAUAAUCUGGCAAUUUCAAAAAAAUGUGGGCCGACCAUUUUGCUUCACCAUUCAUGAUAAAGGAAAGCUGCUCCUAGCAAAUGGCACUGAGUUUAGAGUUCUCUGUACUUAACCUUGCCAUGUACCAUGUAAUUUUUCUUUCAGCAACAUUCUCCUAGUUAAUUAUGCUUUCCAUAAGCUCAUUUUCUUCUUUGUGCACAUUCUGGUGGGGGUGGGAGAGAUGGCCAGAAACGUGAAGUAGGGAGAAGCUGUAUUGUAUGGAAUUUAACAUUCAUCUCAGAUAAUCUGCAAUUGUAGAAAAGUCCCACGUGGACAGUCAGCAAACAUCUGUACUUUAAUGACUCAACCCUGGUUAUUAACUAAUGAAUGUCACAAGGCUCUCCCAACAAGUGCUUUCUAGAGUAAGCUGAAUUGGGAAUUGAAAACAUGUAUUUGUUCUGAAAACCAAUGUGCCUCAAAGUAUCUCUUCAAUUUUACUAAAAAAGUUUUACAUCAUGGUCCACAGAAAGAAUGAUACUUUGAAGCAACUUUUAUAUGCAGAUGUAAUUAAAACAGAAAUUUUGAUUCCAAGUAAAUAUUAUGCCUUUUAGCAGUUAAUUUCAAAUCACAAAUUACUGAAGAGACUGAAUGAUUAAAUAGAGCAAUAUUGACUUGACAAGUAAUGAACAAUUUUGGUACUUUCUCCUCCUCCUAGUGUGGAAUAGUAGAAAACACAUGUGUUUCAGAGGAUUUAUUUGAAUUCAUAGGUCAUGACUACAGCUUUUCAGAUACGUAUCCCCUGGAAGUUCAGCUGAACUGAAAUGAAGGUUCAAGCCUCUCUCUUCUCAUUUAUAAAAUGGGGAUAAUCUCUUCCUUCAUGGGGUUAAGGAAGAGACAAGGUAGAGUAUAUAAAACAGCUUAGUUUCUUGCACCUAGUAAAAGUGCUCAAAAAAUGUUAGGUAAAUUUUUUUUGCUAAGUUUCAAUAUUCAGUCAGCCUCUUUUGGGUAUGUAUCCAAAGGAAAUGGAAUCAGUAUCUCCAAGAGACAUCUGUAUUCCCCUGUUCAUUGGAGCAUUAUUGACAAUGGGCAAGAUAUGGAAACAACCAGUGUCCAUUCACAGAUGAAUAAAUUGUGAUCUUACACACACACCCACACACACACACUGUACACACAUAUGUGAGGUGUGUAUACAUAUACACAAUGGAAUAUCAUUCAGUCUUAAAAAAGGAGAUCCUGCCAUU